UUCACCAAAACACACACACGCUGAUGAGAGAGAGAGAGACUCGCUUUCGUGGUCACAUCUGAGUGUCUGCUAAACACUCGUCUAGGUUAAGUGACAGACAGCCUUGCUGAUGUGAGUUUAGUGUCAGAGGUGAGAAAGCAGAGAUAGAUAGAUAGAGAGAGAGAGAGCGAGGGUCAAUCGCAAACAAACAAACAAACAUUACUCCCGCGACUGACUUUACGAUGACCGCUAAAACUUUGGAGAAAAGUCCUGUCACUUUCGGUAGCUUCGUGCACCCUCUGUCCGAGGGCAUCUACUCACUGGACGACAGCACACUGCCAGCAUCGGUGGCAAUUUUCCCAAACACGGAUCUAAGUGGACAUUACGACCAGAUAAACGGGAUUUCAGCAGAUGGCUUGGUUGGCGGGGAUAUGAGCGCGGAGAAGCGCGCUGUCGACCUGCCCUACUCCAGCAGCUUCGCGCAGCCGGGUUGUCCUCGCAGUCAGACCUUUACCUACAUGGGCAAGUUCUCCAUCGACUCCCAGUACCCGGGCAGCUGGAACCCAGAGGGCGUGAUCAACAUCGUGAGCGCGGGCAUCCUGGGCAUGACCCAGGCCUCUUCGGCGUCCUCAUCACCGUCCUCCUCCUCUUCGGUGUCUCCGGCUCACUUCUCCAGCACACUCAGCUGCACGGUGGCUCAGGGCCAGACGGACAUGGAGCAUCAGCACAUCUACUCCCCUCCUCCGCCCUAUACGGGCUGCGCGGAGGUCUACCAGGACCCGUCUGCAUUCCUCUCCACCUCCACGUGCCCCAUCUCCUCGUACCCACCGCCUGCCUAUUCCUCCCCUAAACCGAGCGCUGAUACCGGCCUCUUCCCCAUCCUCCCGGACUACACUGGCUUUUUCCAGCCCCCGUGCCAGCGGGAUGUGCAGUCCAUGCCCGAACGCAAACCUUUCGCGUGCCCUCUCGAGCCUUUCCGGAUGCCGCCGCCUCUUACGCCACUCAACACAAUUAAGAACUUCACGUUGGCUGCACCGGUGGCCGAAGGUGCGCGCUUACCCGCCGCUUAUAGCCCGCAGAACCUGCCCCUGAGGCCCAUCCUGCGCCCGCGGAAGUACCCGAACAGGCCAAGCAAAACGCCCGUGCACGAGCGUCCGUAUCCAUGCCCGGCCGAGGGCUGCGACCGACGCUUCUCGCGCUCCGACGAGCUCACCCGGCACAUCCGCAUCCACACGGGCCACAAGCCUUUCCAGUGCCGCAUCUGCAUGCGAAACUUCAGCCGCAGCGACCACCUGACCACACACAUCCGCACACACACCGGGGAGAAGCCGUUCGCCUGCGACUACUGCGGCCGCAAAUUUGCGCGCAGCGACGAAAGGAAGAGGCACACCAAGAUCCACCUAAGGCAGAAGGACAGAAAAGCCACAGUCUCCUCAUCCUCAGCAUCCUCCUCGGUUCCCGCCGGUGCCUCAAACUCCACGUCUGGAAUCAGCCAAUGAGGAUCCGCGGCGCGCAGCGGACACUAGGAAACGGUCGCGAUGGUAACCGAGAACGCGCAGCCAGAUCCUCAGCUCUGUACGAACCCAUACAGUUCAUACAGUGUUUGCUUUGCAGGUGGACAGGUGUAAACAUUUUAGGUGUUCAGGUCAAAGCAAGACACGGCGGGAAAUGACCUGAAAUCACUUCGGAUGAGGGACACUAACAGUGCGCGUCCUCGAAUGGCACGGUUUCGUUGUGUGACUUUCUCAGUCCCAUGUUGACUGACCAAACGCACUUUGUUUGUAUAUUUAGGUUAAAUAAUUUAAUGGAAUAACCUUAUACAGCAUGUGGGAGUGUACGUAUUCUACUGACAAUGUGAAAUGUCCAUGUUGGCCACAUGAGAGAGAGUGGGCUUUAAUGUCAAAGCCGCUUUCUCUGCAAUAAGCCAGAACUUUUUAUUCUAAUGUGUGAGAUGAAUCUAACUCUCUUUCCCUCUGUUUAUUGUGCCUUCGUAUGUUCUUUUAUUGUACAUAACUGCAUACGUGCGGAGGCAUUUAAACAGUGUACAGUGGAUUCUUUAAUAUUUUUUUUCUUUUGAAAAAAUCUCUAUUUUUGUACAAUUUGUUUGGUGUCCAGUUGUUUCAUGGUGGCUAAAAAAAGUACAUGUAAAUAAUAAUAGAUCUCAUUGUUUUUGUGAAUGUCAAAUAUAAUUGGAAUGAAAUAACUAACGCAGGUUAGUAACUUUUUUGUCAUCAUUAAAAAAACAAUAAUCAAUAAAACACAAAGU
Molecule: messenger RNA, 2245 nt
Organism: Clarias gariepinus (North African catfish)
Lineage: Eukaryota; Metazoa; Chordata; Actinopteri; Siluriformes; Clariidae
Gene: egr2b
Product: early growth response 2b
Exons: 2
Coding region: 222-1478 (418 amino acids)
Biological process (GO): regulation of transcription by RNA polymerase II
Molecular function (GO): DNA-binding transcription factor activity, RNA polymerase II-specific; RNA polymerase II cis-regulatory region sequence-specific DNA binding
Source: RefSeq, a predicted model, not a curated record